This is a messenger RNA of Triplophysa dalaica, 2665 nucleotides long. It is a transcript of the gene atf5a, whose product is annotated as activating transcription factor 5a. The record is from RefSeq and is a predicted model, not a curated record. Gene Ontology annotation, biological process: regulation of transcription by RNA polymerase II. Gene Ontology annotation, molecular function: DNA-binding transcription activator activity, RNA polymerase II-specific; RNA polymerase II transcription regulatory region sequence-specific DNA binding. Gene Ontology annotation, cellular component: nucleus. Lineage: Eukaryota; Metazoa; Chordata; Actinopteri; Cypriniformes; Nemacheilidae.
UGACAUUGUAAACGUCUUAUGAUAUUAAUAUUUAAUGUAUAAUUACAUACUCUAGUUACACGCUAAUCAUCCCAAUCCGCGUUAAUAGCAGCUUUCGUUACAUGCACAGGCUCAAAACGAUACUACUUUUUGUAGUUAAAGGUUAUGUCAACGGGCUGUGUUUGUACACACUUUAUUGGAGAAAAUGAGACCUAGAUCUUGUGGGCGUUUUCGCCGGCCCUCUAAGCACGAGUGUGAAACUUAUCUACCAAUACCAAUCCAUAGGGCGGAGGAAUCUAUAGCAGUGGGGGCUGACCGCGUGACGCAGCUGGUUGCUAGGUGUGGGUGACCUGAUGCAUUGACUCAAUUAGCCGAUUCUCAGUCAUCAACUCCAUCACAACAAAGCAAGACCAACAGCACUUCAGUCCUAGACACUCCGAAGGAGACAUGGCUUUUUAAUUCAGUUGAUUCGUCGAUCCUUAAGAAACGCUGUGCUUUGCUCUUGCAACGCACUCCAAACCCAAAACAUUUAAGCAAGAAUGGAGUUUCAUAAUGCACACCAAGCCCUGUUUUCUGUGGCUCAACUCUCGAACUUCACUGUUGUGCACUCUAAGCUCGGACAUUUGAAUCGUAGGAUCAACGGACAGGAUGAUGACAAUGUCAGCACCCAUUUGGAAGACUCUACUCGUCUGCCCGGCAGACCCCCUCACUCUCUCUCACCCACAGGCUAACCACAGCCAAUCGGAGGGGCGCAGAGGGGAGGGGCCAGAGGAGAGCCAGCACUUAAUUGGUGAUGGUCUUAGUGACUGGAUGACGGAAGAAGUAGAUUUCUCCUCGUACCUCCCAACCUCUCACGCCUCUCCCUCCCCCAAUGCAUCCCUUCCCCCCUCGCCCCUCCAGCAUGACAUCCAGGUGCCCUCAGAUUUGGAGGUCAUGACCUCUCUGCUGCAAGAGGAGCUUGCUCAGCUGGAGGACUACUUCCUGUCUGACCCACUCCCAGAGAAAGCCUCCAAACUGGGCAAAUGCGAUAAGGAUCCAGCGCCAGUUGGUCCACCAUCGUACUACCAGUUGCCGUACACAUCAUAUUCUACUUCCAACCAAUCAGAAUCCAGCCCUCUACUUGUUACCCUGGCAACUGGGGAACUUGACUUGCUGAGCUUUUGUGGGGGACCCAUUGGCCGCUCCAAGAUUCCUAGACAUGCCCCCUACAGUUGCAGCCGACCCAACACCAACGUCUGCACCCGCAAGCGAGUUUCCGAUGUCGCGAGGGUGGGCGACACCUUCGAGGGUAGCAUCUGGAGUUCCAAAGGAAAUUCCUCAGGUAACACAGCUGUUGCAACUGGUGGUAGCUACAGCUGUGCAGAAGAUGAAAGGGUGGUUGGCAAAGGCUACUGCCUGGGCAGCGCGGUGGAGAUUCGAAGGUGUUCCAUUUUACCCAAAGAGGAGAGGAACUGCCGCUACACAGAAGAGGCCAUUGGCCCGAGUAAGGUUGUCAGCGGAGGGUACAGUUUCAGUGGACCCAUUCAAGUUCCCAACAAGAAAGACGAAAUGAUGAUGUAUGGAGUCAGAGAAGUCAAUUUAAAUGGCAUUUCAGGAAGCACAGAAAUGGAGAUGAUGAGUGAUGCAAAGACCAUUGCAAGUGAUGUGAAGGCCAGCAUGCCCUGGAAGACGGAACCCAAUGAAAGCUGUUUCCUCCAAAGCACACCCCAAGAAGAAGCCUACCACAGCUUUCUGGGGGCCAUCAGUGAACCGGGUAAACCGGAAAGCACAGAGCUUCAUCGUCAACAUAACAACUUUCAAUGUGGAUUUCUUGAAGGCCAAGGCCCUGACUGCUUAAGUCCUGACCACCACGAGUCUGAAAUGGGCUCCCCGUGUUCCAGAGGAGUUGACCCCUGCAAUGUGAAACCAGAGCUUGAGGUGCCACUUAUCGAAGGACCCCGCGGUGAACGCAAACAGAAGAAGAGAGAUCAGAACAAGACGGCAGCUCACAGAUAUCGUCAAAGGAAGCGAGCAGAGUUGGACUCACUGGAAGAACAGCUUCAUGGUCUGGAGGGCAGAAACCGCGAGCUACGAGACAAGGCAGAAUCAGUGGAACGAGAGAUCCAAUAUGUGAAAGACCUCCUGAUUGAGGUGUACAAGGCCCGCAGCCAACGCCUUAAACAGGAAGCCAGCGGCUGACCAAAAGCUUGACCACCUGACAAUGGUCCUACAAGUAGAAUUGUUAGCAGUCUGCAAGGCAAUGAAAUUUGAGUUGGAAUGUUUUCGGACUGAAUGUGUUCUUUCUUAGAAUGUGUUGGUGGAGGUUGUACUAUUGCACGCUAUUCAAUCAUAAAAUUUUCGUUAGAAACUGACAAAGUGCACAGCUGCAGCACAGACAUCCGCUUAAAAAAAACAGCUCCAGAUCGGUCAAUAUGCACUGUGAUUAGGUCUCGACUGCAAUGACAGCCGUCUGUUUAUUAUGUGUCUAAACGGGUCAUCUUCUUGUUUCCAUAAAUGAGCUUUAACAACAGAGCGUUCAGGAACGACAUAUAUUAACACCGGAUUAUCAUUUAUUUAGUAAAGGCUGCAAGGGAAUAUCACAAGUUUAGCAUAUGACCUCCACUUAUCUUAAUUUAUUGUUUUAUUUAUUUCUAAUGAUUAUUUAUAAUUUAUUGUACAUUAAAAUUAAUAAAGUACAAUAUUUGUA